Molecule: messenger RNA, 2343 nt
Organism: Neodiprion fabricii
Lineage: Eukaryota; Metazoa; Arthropoda; Insecta; Hymenoptera; Diprionidae
Product: protein Wnt-4-like
Exons: 7
Coding region: 118-1428 (436 amino acids)
Biological process (GO): canonical Wnt signaling pathway; cell fate commitment; multicellular organism development
Cellular component (GO): extracellular region
Molecular function (GO): cytokine activity; frizzled binding
Source: RefSeq, a predicted model, not a curated record
AUCUUCUUUCCCUUUUCUUCACCUUUCCACGCUUCGAGUGCAGUGUGACAUAAUCGCCAAUUAUUUUCUCCUCCCGCAUCAGUGUGCAGCCUGGGUUUAGUUUAUAUAUUAUUAUAUAUGUAUAUGCGUAAUACGAUAAUAUCGGAAUCUCGAAUGGCCGAGAUCGCAGUGCCUCGUAAUACAACCACCACUGUUACUAGUCGCGUUUCAAAUUGUAUAACCGGUGGUAUCGGUGCACCGUCAUCUUCAUCGUCAUCGUCGUCGUCAUCUUCGUCGACGUCGACGACCACGAUCAUGAUCGUCGCAAUAAUACUCGCCCUCGUCACUCAGCACAACGGGGUUCAGGCUAAUUGGUGGUACUUGGGCGUCGAGCCGAGACUGCUCGUCGUUGCCUCAAAAAAUGGUACCGAAAAUCCUGGCCAAUCCAUCGGCGCCGGUGUCGUUGGUCCAGCCAGCGCUGAGAGGAAUUGCAAGACGUUGCAUCUCACACCGAAACAACAAGAAAUCUGCACCCGAUCGCCUCCGGUUUUGCAGGCUAUUAGCGCCGGGGCGAGACUGGCGAUCGAGGAAUGCCAACAUCAGUUCCGAUCGGCCAGAUGGAACUGCUCGGUGAAUAUCGACACACCGAAUAAUAUUUUCGGCGGCGUUAUGUCAGUCAAUAGCCGCGAAGCCGCCUUCGUUUACGCGAUAUCUGCCGCCGGGGUUGCUUACAGCGUUACGCGAGCUUGCGCCAGGGGUGAAUUGAACGAUUGUUCCUGCGACAAUCGGGUCAGGACGCGGCAACCCAGACAUUGGAAAUGGGGCGGAUGUAGCGAGGAUAUUCAUUUCGGUGAGAAAUUUUCUCGCGAAUGGUCCGACGGCGGCGAGGAACCUGUGAAAGAAGGUAAUUUGUCCGGGCCGACAGGACUCGCUGGACAAUUGAUGAGGAAACACGAUAGCGAGGCCGGGAGAAGAGCCGUUCGGUCCAGAAUGCAACGGAUCUGCAAAUGUCACGGUAUGUCUGGCUCGUGCAGCGUAAGAGUAUGCUGGCGAAAGUUGCCGCAGUUCAGAGUUGCAGGAGCGGCGUUGGCCGCCCGUCACGAGGGUGCAGCUCUGGUUAGACUCGCUCAGAGGGGCGGUCGAAGACCCGCCAGACUUAGACCAGCCAGACCAGAUCUGAAACGGCCUAACAAAACGGACCUGGUUUAUCUGGAAGAUAGUCCCGAUUACUGCGAGAGAAACAUCACACUCGGAAUACCUGGGACUCGGGGAAGGCUUUGCAACAGGACAUCUCCGGGUCUCGACGGAUGUCGGCUGCUUUGUUGCGGUCGUGGUUAUCAGACGCGAGUACGGGACGUUACCGAGAAAUGCAAUUGCAGAUUUGUAUGGUGUUGUCGGGUGCAGUGCGACGACUGUCGACACACGCGCGAGGAGCACGUUUGUAACUGAGGUUAAUCAUUCACUUUCACCCAAAUAUUAACUAUAUAUUUAAAUAUAUAACGGUAAUAUUUAAUUUUAUCCACAAAACUCUGUAUUAUUAAUAUUAUUAUUAAUAUUGUUAUAUUUUUUUAUGCGUCGAAGUGGAAAACCCGUAAUUUAUUGUUGAAAGUCAUCGAGUCUUUUGGUGUCGAUUGAACAGAAAUUAUAUUAAAGGAUAACGAGUAAAGUAACUGGCACUAAUUAAUAUUUGCUAAUCGUCUCUUGAUCAGUUUUUUUCGGGACUUACUUUAUGAAAAGAAUUCGAUUAUUUCAGUAAAUCAAGUUUCGUUUCUCAAUCAGCAUUCGUUGAUUAUUUGAUUUCCAGAACAAAUAAAAAUAAAAAAAAUAAAUAAAUGAAUAGAAAAUAAAGAAAUUUCUGCUUCCGAAAAAGAACAAUUAUCUUUCCAAAGUAAAACUUUAUUCUAUACGUGAAUAAUAUUAUAUAUAAUAAUAAGUAAAAUAUUGUAAUUAAUAAUAAUAUAAUUAUUAAUCACCUAUAAUAUCCGAGAGUUUGCUCGACUGAUUGAGAGUUUGAUAAAUUCAAGACGUUAAUACCGGAUUAUAUACAUUUUUUUAAGGCUAAAAGAGGCUACGAGGUACUUACCAGACAAACAUAACAUUUAUAAACCGUAUGAACCCUGAAAACCGUGUAUUUUUACGUGUUUGAAUGUAUGAAGAAUGAGUGGUAGUUCUUUUUUUUUUUCUUUAUUUCUAUGCCGCUGACUCUCGGAAUCUCGAUUGCGAAUAUAAAUUUCAUAUAACUACCUAAUCCACGAUAAUAAUUAAGAUGCCAAUGCUCUCUAGCGCCUAGGAUUUUUGACCUAAGUACGCCUGACGGUACUUAUAUUAUUGAUAUAAAUUAUAUACGAAAUAAGUUGAGAAGAA